AUGGAGUCGUCAAUUAUUGUCGCUGUUAGGAUAAGGCCUUUAACGAAACUAGAGGCCUUAAACAACCUACAGUGCCUUGUUCGGAUUCCUAAACCAGGUGUUGUCCGUGUGUUCGAACCCAAUGUUAAGAAUAACAGUGUUCGUGAGUUUCAAUUCGACCACACAUUUUGGUCACUUAACGAUGGAUCAAGUCUUGUGCCACAUGCAAGUCAGGAAUUUGUGUACCGAACACUUGGGCUUCCACUGUUAUUAAGAGCUUUGGAUGGUUACAAUGCAUGCCUUUUCGCAUAUGGAAUGACUUCUUCUGGGAAAACAUAUAGUAUAACUGGACCUCCUGAUGAUCCAGGAAUAAUCCGGAGGAUUUCAAAAGACAUGUUCGAGGAAAUUGGAAGAAGAACGGAAUCCACUACAAGUUUUUCUGUUAAAAUGAGUUAUUAUGAGAUAUAUAAUGAACGAAUACGUGACCUCCUCUCGUCGAACUUUACUAGAAACGGGCUUGUAGUUCGUGAACACCCAGUAACUGGCCCAUAUAUCGAUGGUUUGUUAUGUGAAGAGGUUUGUUCUGAAUCGGAUAUCAUAAAACGACUUGAUUUUGGGAAUCGUUUACGUGCUGUGGCUGCCACGCCUCUGAACGAAAACAGCAGUCGCUCACACACCGUACUCGUAUUAUCACUGACGAAGCGUUCAACUACUAAAUGUCUUUUAGGAGAUAUUGAAAACGUUUUUAAUAGUCACAUAACCAUUGUUGAUCUCGCUGGAAGUGAACGUCAAACAUCUACAUCUACUUUGAGUGGACGUUUUAUUGAAAGUUGUCAAAUCAACAAGUCGUUGUUUACUCUCGGGAAAGUAAUCACUCAACUUUCCCAGAAUAUCACUUACAAGAGAAGGGCAUUUCCAUCCCCUGAACCACGUUCAGUUGUUCAGGAUACUUGUCCACUGCUUUCAGUAACACCAUGCCGAUUGGUCAAUAAACGACGGGAUUUUGUUUCUUAUCGCGAUUCUUUGCUAACCUGGUUACUGAAGGAUAGUUUAGGAGGCAAUGCAGUCACAGUAAUGCUGGCAACUGUCAGCCCCUGUCAAACUCAUUACGACGAAACAUUAAGCACUUUACGUUAUGCCAAAAAGGCGUCAUGUAUUGUCAAUUCAGCGAUGGUCAAUGAAGAUCCGAAAAGUCGAUUGAUUCGUGAAUUAAUGUCCGAAUUACGUAUCUUACGACAAAAAGCAUCUUCAAUUAUGUUUGAAUCCGGAACUUGUCAGGCUUAUGAGGCAGCGAAGCUUAGAGAAUUAAUUUCCAUUCGUGAAGAUGGUGUCCUACAAUUGCGAAGGAAGUUAACUGAUCGUCGCUCGUCCACUGGGCACCGGUCUAUCCGAGCUGUUACAUCUGAAUUAUGUAAAUCAACACAAACGUCAGAAGUUUAUCAAAAUGAAGCAGAUACCGGGUCAAGAACACUCCGAAGAGCACUUUCUACGCUUAAUUGUACAAAUACUAGUAGUCCGUUACGUAUUCAUGGGGAUAAAGUGAACUUCGAAGACAUAGAAAAACCGUACGUACAAACUGCCUUACCUAGUUCUUCUGAAGUUUCUACUUCUGUUGGCCAUUCUUUACUGUGUAGUCCUAUGACUCAUUACCAACUUGUUGACCAGAUUGCCAAUUUGAAUUGUACAUUACAAUCUGUACAAGAGUCGGAACUCAAUCAAAAGGUCAUCAUAUUGCAAGAAAAGUUACUAGCGCAAACUCGGUUACUUGAUAAUUUCAGACAGGCCUUUGACAAGUUGAACCGAGAAUACCAAGCUAUAUUGCAAUUGUUUCCUCAUUUGUUGAAGAAAGUUGCACACAUGACCCUACCCGACAGUGAACUCGACGAUAAAACAAGCCACUUAAAUACAGAGCUACGUUCGACCUUUCCCUUUACGGAUACUUCAGCUAACCAACUAAGACAUACCGUUUCUACCUAUGUACCAGGAAAACCCAGGUGUGACGCAUCUCAACUUAGAUGA
This is a messenger RNA of Schistosoma intercalatum, 1998 nucleotides long. The record is from the annotation of a GenBank genome assembly. NCBI's taxonomy places the organism in Eukaryota, Metazoa, Platyhelminthes, Trematoda, Strigeidida, Schistosomatidae.